This is a messenger RNA of Drosophila grimshawi, 1697 nucleotides long. RefSeq names its product nuA4 complex subunit EAF3 homolog (gene MRG15). The transcript has 4 exons. The coding region runs from base 10 to 1524 and encodes 504 amino acids. NCBI's taxonomy places the organism in Eukaryota, Metazoa, Arthropoda, Insecta, Diptera, Drosophilidae. The record is from RefSeq and is a predicted model, not a curated record. Gene Ontology annotation, cellular component: NuA4 histone acetyltransferase complex; nucleus. Gene Ontology annotation, biological process: chromatin organization; regulation of DNA-templated transcription.
AAAUUAUAUAUGUAUAUAAUAGGACUGCCAACCUGCUCAAAUCAGCUGCGUCGCUUUGGCAAAUAUUUUCAAGCAAAAAUAAUGGGUGAAGUUAAACCUAUAAAAAUGGAUAACUGGACACCAUCCGAUGCAUCUACUUUAUUUGCAGAUGGGGAGCGGGUGCUCUGCUUCCACGGGCCGCUUAUCUACGAAGCCAAAGUGCUGAAAACAAAACCCGAAAGUUCGCCGGUUGAAUAUUACAUUCACUAUGCGGGCUGGAGCAAAAACUGGGACGAGUGGGUGCCAGAGAGUCGUGUGCUGAAAUACAAUGAUGAUAACGUUAAGCGGCAGAAGGAACUAGCACGACUCCACGGCGAACGCUCUAAGAAGGACAACAAGAAGGGCAGUGCAAAGGCCAAGAAAAUGGAGCAAGUAGGCAAUGAAUCUCGUGCAUCGACGCCGUCCAAGGAUGGCAACACAUCGCUUCCGCUAAGUGGCAUGAACAGCAGUAGCAGUGGCACCGCCAGCACACCCGCUGCCACUGCACCGGCUACGGCCAAGAGCGAGAGCAAUAGUAGCAGCAGCAGUACAACCACCACCCACACCACCAACACUACGACCUCCAGCAGCAAUAGCAGCACCACCACUACCACCAGUACCUCAAGUCGCAGCAAUCGCAAAUCCACACAAGCAUCAGCUCGUCCCAACACGCCCAGUGCCGCUGGUGCCGGGGACAAGAAAGACGAUACGGCCAUUGCUGCGGAAACUACGGAAGAUGAGCUCCCGACACCAGCGCCGCCAAAGACCAAACGCAUGAGCUCACAAAAUAGUAACAGCGAGUUGCAGCGUACGGCAUCCUUAACCGGUGUUGCUGCGGAUGCAAGUACAACGGCAGCAACAACAACAAUACAUCAGCCAACAGCAACAACUACAACAGCUGCUACUGCUGGUGCUGCUACGACUACUACAACAACCACGUCUACGACAGAAGCGCCUUGCGUGGAGAGUGAGGAAACGUAUACCGCCAAGCUGGAGGUGAAAAUCAAAAUACCCGAUGAACUCAAGCAUUAUUUAACCGAUGAUUGGUAUGCGGUGGUGCGUGAGCACAAGCUCGUCGAGCUCCCGGCCAAGGUGACGGUGCAGCAGAUAACUGAACAGUAUUUGGCGCACAAGAAAUUGGCCCGAACUACCAGUGCCAGCAAGGAGGUGGCCAUUAAUGAUGUACUCGAUGGCAUCAUGGAGUACUUUAAUGUGAUGCUCGGCUCACAGCUACUGUAUAAAUUCGAGCGCACCCAAUAUGCAGAUAUAAUGCAAAAGCAUCCGGAUACGCCGCUGUCCGAUCUGUACGGCUCAUUUCAUCUCUUACGACUGUUUGUGCGACUUGGCUCCAUGCUGAGCUACUCGGCGCUUGAUCAGCCGGCAAUGCAAACGCUUCUGGUUCAUUUGCAUGAUUUUCUCAAGUUUUUGGUGAAGAAUAGCGCCGUGUAUUUUACUAUGGCUAAUUUCAUCAAUGUCGAUCCGGAAUAUGUCCGUAAUGCACAGUAGCUAAAGCGUUAACCAGCCAAAAAUGGAUAGCUUGAAUUGCAAAUCAAAUCCGUGUAGCUUCUAGAAUGUAAUUUGAGAGUUGCUUUACAAGAACUGGCUUGUAAAAUAUAUAAACAUUUAUAACAACUUUUUGUAUAAACCAAUAAAAGCUUAUGCAGCCUCUUUUAAAAUUA